Messenger RNA from Candidula unifasciata, 4776 nucleotides. The record is from the annotation of a GenBank genome assembly. Lineage: Eukaryota; Metazoa; Mollusca; Gastropoda; Stylommatophora; Geomitridae.
CUGCAAGCCCUGAUGAGUCGUCAGGAAGAACUGAACAUCCUGCGCGACGAGACAACUAAAAAACUGAUGGAAGUCAAAGCCAGAGAUAACCUUGCAAGUUCAACCCUGGCCGCUGUCAUUGCCAGUAAGCAGUUUAUGAGCAGUAGGCCUCAACCCAUGCAGGUGCUGGAGACGGCUCUCAGAGCUUCUUCCAUGGGAGCCGGUCAAGAGGAGGAGGAGGAAGGGGCUGGAGGAGCCGCUGGACUAGACAGACAGCUCAAGUCUAACAUUGUGGCUUACCCAGAAUCAGAUGAUGAGGACAACUCAAAAGUUCUUGGGAUGGAAGCUUUGCCAAAUAAGCUCAUGGAGCUGAAGCGACAGCUCCACUAUCUCAAGAAUGAGUUUUCUCAGAUCAGUGAAGACCCCAAUAUGGAGACUGAUACCCGUGUCUUGGUAGAGGGGCCCCAGCAAUUACAAAAUAAGCUUCAUGAGCUGCAGAACAAGAAACUGCAAUUAGACAUGAGGCUGCAUGAGUUGCAGCUGAUACACUCUCCUUCCAGUGAUAACUCCAAGAAUAAUGAAACAAGUGCACAAAUCACCGCCUUCAGUCCCAUUGGCCCGGCAACAUCCCACAUCCCAGCCACUGUGCAUAAUCAGCAGCAGCAACAACAGCAGACAGUAAACAAACCAGCAGUCAGCAGCGGAUCCUCGUCUGUGAGCCUGCCCUCCAACCUGCAGACACAGGCCAAUGCUUUGACAUCUUUUGCAGACCUGACAGGAUGGUCGGAGUUUGGUCAGGAUCCUGGAGCCAACUUGAUGCCGGAGAUGAUGCAGGAACUGCAGGAGAAGUUAAGGUGUCUGAACGAAGUUCGAGAGCAGCUGAACCAGUUAAAAAGUUCUGUGCAGUUCAGUGAGAUUGAGCACGCUGAAUUAGAAGCUUUGCAGCAGAAACCACGACAGCCGCAGCAGAAACCACCACAGUUGCAGCAGAAACCACCACAGUCACAACAGAAACCACCACAAUUACAACAGAAACCUCCACAGUUGCAGCAGAAAGUACCACAGUCACACCAGAAACCACCACAGUCGCAGCCGAAGCUGUCAGGAAAUCGGUAUCCCCAGCAGCAUGAUGAGGUUGUGGCAGCUGCCUCUCCCCGGAAUAUGACUCAGCUGUUGAAUCUUGAAGGGACAGAUCCUGGAGAUGAGCUUUCGGACGAAGACAAUGUUUCUGCAUCCAAGUCGGGGUCUGUGUGGUCGGUGCUGGGGUCUUGGGAUCAUGAUCCCCAAGUACAGGAGAAAGUCAGAAAAUUGAAAUCUGCUGAAGAGAAUCUACGCCAGCUUCAGGAUCUGGUCUCCUUCGUCCAACAGUCUCCAGAUGGAGCAGUAGGUGUCCCUAAAGAGCAGGCAGGCAGGGCAUCAAGUGGGGAUGUCUCUCGUGCUACUGGGACGUAUGAUUUGAAUGUUUCUGUCAGUGAAGGAGAGCUGCCAUCAGAGUCUUUGAAGAUCCUACAGAGGGAUGACAGUGGGGAAGAAGUGGAAGACCCUGCAGCAGAACUAGAGAAGCUGCGACGGGAGAGAAAUUUGCUGAUGGACCUACAGACCCAGCUACAACAUAUACAGAGUCAGGUUAGGACAACAUCUGGACCCAGCAGUGGGGAGGAGCGGGUCAGGACCCGGCCGGAAUCUAGUAGAGAGAAGUCUAGGUUGGAACAGGUUUCCAGUACCCCAGUAGUCACAUUUGCCUCAAAUGAUGAGCUGUACAGUAAAAUACGCCGACAGAGGAUACUGCAUGAGGAGUUGAGGUCCAAGAAAAGGGAACUGGAAGCUAUUAUGAAGAAAGACCACAACAGGAGACAGUACUCUCGUAAUCAGGAUAAUCAAAGUGAUUCCGUCUCCUUGACUACGGAUAUGUUCGGAGCUGCAGCCAGUGUUGAUGCAACCAUGGCCACCUGGGGAGGCUCCACAGCUGACAACCUGGAGAAUAUCACAGAGGAUGAAGACGGGCAAGACAGAGACAGCAGUAAUCAUAGAGAAGAGGACCAAGAAAAUGAAGAUGUUCGGAACCCUUCCAGAAAUAGAAGCAGCAACAGAAAUGUUCAGCUUCGGGGAAAUCUGAGUUCUAGGACAGAGAACCAGCAACGAUCACUGAAUCGACAGCAGAAUGAUGAUGAUGCCUUCCUAGGUGCUCCUGUUGACUGGUAUGGGAACAUUGAAUCUCGCCUGUCUGGUCUAACCACGGCUGUUGAAGCACUUUUGAAGAAGUCAGAGAAUGAUGGCAGACAACUCCAUGUGUCUGUCGGCCAUGAAAGUCUUCCACACAGCAUCACUGGACCCUAUAGACCUGACCAGCAGCAACAGCAGCUGUUGCAACUGCAGAACCAGUCACUGAUGCUGAGCUUUGGUCAGCUGGUGCAGACAUUGACCCGCCAGCAAGGGGACAUUCAGCAGCUACAGCAGCAAGUCCAGGCUCUACAACUGCAGAUCCAAGCACUUAGCUUUGAACACAUGACUCCUGCGGUCACAGUUAACCUUCCCAGUCCAUUCCGCCAGCCGCAGCCCAGCCCAGUGGUCAGCACCUGCAGUUCCAGACCUAGAGUCACCCCAGCGGCAGCAACUUUAGGUGUCCGUCCAGUCGUCAUUAAGCACCAACAGAAACCACACUUGCAGUCACAGAAACAGAGAAAUGUGAACAACACAGACUUAUUCAUCAAUCAUUCUGAGGCCAGUUCCGGGUUUGCAAGUGUCCAAUCUGGCAGUUUGAGCCUCUCUGCCCGUCACCUGCCUCAAGGUGCAGAUAAAACUCCUGCUGAUGGCGCCUGUAGUAACCUUGACACCAGCCAGCCACAGUCUGUCUUUCAGCAGGGGCCGGCCACUAGAAAAUCUGGCAAGGUCAAGAAGUCAAACAGUGAUUCCACUUCAGGUGUGAGAAUGCCUGUGGCUAGACCUGAAAACCUUGCAGAAGAAAGACGCCGUGCUUAUCCUGGCAAGAUGGACGAUGGUCAAGCUGCGUCCAGGGCCCCAGCUGUUGGCCAGGCUGGCAUCAGGAUGGAUGGCUUUGAUCAGGAUGGGUCUGGUUACAGCAGCUCACAGUCUGUUUCCAGUCAGUUCUCGGUACCGGCACCAGCUAGACAAGGAGAUUCUGGUGCUGCCGUGACUAAUAGUAGCACACUUUUCGACACACUGCGUGAUACUAUCUACACGGAGGUGGCCUCCUUGAUCUCACAGAAUGAGAACCGCCCGUAUUUCCUCUUGGAGCUUUUUCGGGACAUGCAGCGAGUUGAUUCCGACUCCAUGCGACAGCAGGCCCUCAACUCGUUGCAAGAACUUGUCAGUUCGGGUUACAGAAAUGUCACGUCUGCCUGGUCGUCUGGACCCACCUGGAGUCAGUCCACACAAACUCACAGUGAGACAGUGAGUACAGGACUGAUACCUGACAAGGAUUCAACAUCAGAAGAUGAUGAUGAUGGUGAUCUGCUAGAGGCACGGCUUCAAGAGGAGAUAGAAGAGCGGAAUCAGCUGGAGAAAUCCAUCAGAAGUGGCACCUUCCAGGGUGCACCUUUCGAUUACGCUGAACUAGUGGACAACCCAAGCUCCUUGUCCACACCAACUAAUGCGGAUGAUGAACAUCUCAACCUUCAGCACCAACAUGUUGACACAGAACCACAGCGGCAGCAGCAGCAGCAGCAGGUCCAAAUCAUCAUGAUGGCUGUAAACAAUUUCAUCAAAAAACGCGCUGGUGACAUUUGCUCCGUUCAGUUGUUAAAUGUCAUCAUACGCUUGGUGGCUUCCUCUGUGUAUGUGUCAGGGGGCCAGGAGUUUGUACGUCUGUUUCAACAGCAACUGACGUCAGUGCUGGAGGACAGGGUGGUGAAAUACCAGGGCAGGAGGAUGAUAGAAUGUGGAGAAGAACUGGUCAGUGACAUCAGUGAUGUCCUGUACCGGCAGCUGGCUGACCUUGGCUUGGGGCACAACUUUGAUGACCGUGUGGUCACUGGACAGGGGAUAUCUAGAGACUGGCCACUGCAGAUGGUGGAAAGUGAACAGACACCUGAGCAUGGAUCUUUGAGCCGCACCCCCACUGGAGGUAGCAGUCAAGUUGAGGACGUGCAGAAAGUUACUGGCAGUGAGAAAAGUGAAUCAGAACAUGAUGAUGAUGAUGCUGGGGUCUCAGAGGAGUCAUUCUGCUAUGUUGGGGUCUCUGAGCAAUCAUACACAGUGGAGCUUGCACAGAGUGAAACAAAACCAUUUACCAGGAUUGGAAGUGAUGAAGAUGAUGAUGAAGGUGAUGAGGUAUGGAACCUGAACGACCCAAAUGAGACUGCUGUUAGCCGAGAUGCCAGAUUAGAAAAUGGUGCCCCACAAUACCCACUGGUUCCUCCACCGCCCACACGACCGGAGGCCGAGGGUGCCCGAGAAGACGGAGCAGAGAAACAGAAUGUAGGCCAGCCUGCGUCACCUAAACCCACGACCUGUGGCAGGGGAGAAGAGGUGGAUGGUUCCUUGAGUGGAACACACACAGCAGAUGCAUCACAAGUAAAUGUAAAUGGAUCCGCCACUGACAACACCCCCACAACCAACGAGGAUCAAACCUCAGCCAGCUUCCAGGAGAAACUGACCCAACCUGCUGCUCUACCAGACUCAGCCACCCACAGCGAUUCUGUGGAGCUCAAGGGCCGCUACCAGGAGGAGCAGACGUCCCUGAAUGGGCUCGAUGCAGUCCUAGCCUCCCUGGGAGGUAUGGAAGAGUUGGCUGGGGACGAGUCAACUGUCCUUGGACCAGAAGCAUUUUUAAACUGA